UAAUACUAAAAUAACCGGAAUUAAUGUUUUAUGUUAAUAUUUGUAUUUGAAAAUUAAAUUGUUUCAGUGUUUCUCAAUGGUUUAACUCAUAUUCUCUAGAAAAUGUGAGAUCGUUUGUGAAGACAUUAUUGGCCAUGGGCAAGUAUGUUAAGCCAGUGGAUCAUUUUUCUUGGAUAAUUUAUCAAAACCAGCCUGUAGGGUGUGCUGUUUCUGAUGUUCUGUGACCAGAAAUAUCAGGACAGAACAAAAUUUUACACAUCAUCUCAAAGUCAUAUAAUCUAUGGGUUCUAGUUCAGUUUUAGGCUGAUGAUUUUUUGAGCAAUGUUGCUUGGGCACUUUCAUAUUGACAAUGAUCAUAAAUGGACCGUAUGCAUGUACACCAUAUCUAGCACACACACAUACACUGCACGCAUAAUUAACAUGGUCUGUUAGCCGGCACUGACAUCAUGUAUACACGGACCUGUAUAAUGCCUGUGAUUGUUCAAAUGUAUUGUGUAUUAUGCGUUUUAAGAGAUGUGAGGUACGAUGUGUAUUUUCUUCAUUCAUUUUCAUUAUAAAAAAAACCCACAAUACAAAAAAGUCUUUAUUUAAGAUUAAGUCACACAGUAUAAUAAAUAUAACUUACCUCAUUGUAAUAUAACAGUGGCCAAACCUGAAUUGUUUUAAACCUAAACUAUUUAAACAUGGUGGACACCGUCUGAUUGGGAGAAACCAUGUUGGGUAUGAUGUCACUUGGGGGGCAUUUCAAUGGACCUGUAAAACAAGGGUUAUAUUUGUUCAUUCAUAUGUUGUAUUUCUAUAUUGUAAUUUUUGGAGUUUGUAUUUUGAAUAGAUGCUGUUUUAAAUGCUUAAUAGGACCAAAAGUGCAUAUGUAAGGAAGUAAACUUCCUGGGGUGUGGCCUAGACUAUAAAAUGGCUGCCAGUGUUGUACAUGUGGCUGAUCACUUGCUGUGGAUUAGGGUCGGGUUGUUUGGUGUUAAGGGAACAAGCAAUAGAAGCUUGUGUUAAAGUACCUUUUGUUGUUGUGUCUAUGAUCCAAAAAAGAGACUUGUACAUAUUUUCUUUCUUUCUUUAUUUUUGUUUAGUUGCCCCAUGUAUCAUCAGGCUUAGUGUGGCCAAUAACACUGAAAGUGACAUUAUGUGUAGGUAUGUUUGCUGUUGUUUUUUAAGAAUGCAAAUGAGAGAACAGCUUAUCCACAGCAGCAUGUUAUUUCUGCUGCAUCCAAUUAACCUUCCACUAAUCCAGUGGCUCGUGGAGCCAGCAGUAGAUCACGGUCAAAUACAGGCUAUCAAAGUGUGGAAAGUCACUGUAGAUGUGCAUGUGAGUAUCAAAGUCGGCUAAAAAUAGAACAAUACGAGUAAUAAUGGGGCACAACAGUACAACUUGAAUACAAAAGUCAUCAGUGGAUAAACAAGCAUCAGCUGUGUUGAGCACUGUUAUGCUGAUUCUUGGAAGUAAAUUUGUGUUCCAUGAAUUGGGAAAUAUACUACAUUUAUUCUUCGGACAGUGAGAUUACUGUUCAGCACAUGUUACUCUGAAAGGGGAGGGAAGAAUAGACAGGGAGAGAAAGAGAGAGAGAGAGACUAAGGGGAUUAGGAGGCUUCUCUCAAAACAGUGGCCAUGCCAGUCACAGCAUUUUCAUCCUCACUUUGAACUAUUGGUGAAUUCUCCAACAAGAGAACGAUUGGAUCACAGAGCAAGUCAAGUGAAGAAAAAAUGGGAUAGUUAAGUUUAAAAAAAAAACAAGGUUUGGGUAUGUAUGUGAUAAUCAGAAACUAAGGCUGGACUUGAUUACAACCAGUUCUUGAAGAGCAGAGGAUAUGAUAUGGAAAAUAUGUAUCUAAAAGAUUUUUGAUUUCUGGUUCCAGUGGCUUUCUUCUCUUCAUUCCAUCAAGAACUGGUGUUUAGGAUUACCGGUUAUUAUGUGACAAUCUCAUUCUUGAUCCGACGUGGUUUUUGGUUUUGUGUUCCACCUGUUGGAUAGUUAAAUGGUGCUAAUGACUGAGAAUGGUACUGCAGGAGGUGUACUUCUGGUCAAAGAUCACCAACACUACACCGGCCAAAACCGAGCGAGAGGCUGGAACAAUGAAGAGUCCUCAAUACAAAGCUCCUCUUUUGUGGUACCAACAGAGGACUGUUAUUAUGCAGAUGAUGAAGACCACCAUCGUUAUGAUGAUGAUGAUGACGAUGACAUCUACCAAGAAUUCGAGGAGUUGGAUUUCUCAGAACUACCAGAUACCAAGAGCAUUGUGUCAGACGAUUCCUUCUACCCACCUGAUGAUUCGCUCAACUUUGAAAAAUGUCAGAAUCCUGAGAGCCCCGAGCCAAUCAGCUUCUUCAAAGCAUGCUGCACUAACAACGCCAUCAUCGUCAAAAUCAUGAUAAGACAAGGUGUGACGGAGGAGGAAGUACGAGAGGUGGACAGAAAUAACAGAACGGGUCUGAUAGUGGCGUGUUACCAGGGCUACGUGGAUGUGGUCAUUGCACUUUCUCAGUGUCCAUAUGUGGAUGUGAACUGGCAAGAUAAAGAAGGGAAUACGGCUCUCAUGACUGCUGCACAAGCAGGCCACAGUAUGAUUACCAACUACCUGCUGAACUAUUUUCCCGGGCUUGACACUGACUGCAGGAACUGCCAUGGCUUCACAGCGAUGAUGAAAGCAGCUAUGCAGGGUCGAGCUGAAUGCGUACGGUCUCUCAUGAUGACAGGAGCAGACAUUGAAGCAAGGGACUUAGGCCGUAAGCUGACUCCACUUGAAUGGGCCCUGUUCACGGGCCGCUACGAGACCGCCGACCUGAUGGCCCGACUGAUGGAACAGCCAUGUGCCGAACAGUUCUGUGACUCUUACCACAUGGAGUGGCCUAUGCUAAGCAAACUGGUGGCUUGUUCAAAACAGCCCAAGUCCUGCUGGAGAAAGUUCUCAGAGUGCGUCUGUAACUUGUUUACCAUCAGCUUGAAGACCAACCCUUUGGAUGAAGGCGUCAUGGACUACAUGGUACGCAUGACCACAGCGCUGGCCAGCCCUUUCAUAGCCACCGCCUGCCACACCGUGUGCCCGGGCAGCCCUCCGUGUGUAGGAAAACGUCGCCCUGCUGUCCAGGACAUCCUCCGUAGACAGCGUCUGGCUGAGCUGAAGAACCUUGGACCCGAGCGCCUCAACAACUACAAGCGCCUAUUCCAAAACUCCAGGGUCCUGCUGGUGCCGAAGAAGCAGGAGCGGCGCGCCAGUCUGCAGCCGCAGUUACUGCACAGUGUCGCGAUUGCCUCCACGGCUCUGAGGAGAAGCAGCCUGCUGCCGCUUCACAUGAUGCGCAGGAGCAGCGUCCGUCCUGGGAUCGUGGUUCCUAAAGUCCUGCUGUUGAAAGCACCUCCUCCUUCAUACAUCCCUGAGCGUCCGCCGCGCAGAACUUCAAAAGAUUCACCACACAUACAAAUCCCUAAAUGGAAGUACAAAGCUCUAAAGGAGGAGAGGAAGAAAGCUGAACGCUUGGAAAGAUUGAGAAUGCCUACUGGGAGCAAAAAGUGAUGUGGCUUUUGAUGCCUUAGUGUUUUUAAGGAAGUUUUCCACUGUGAAGGCUUGUGGUCAGUGUGAGGUUCAAUACGUUCAAUACUCUUUUAGACUGCUAUGGACGGUGGCUAUUAUUUAUUUAUUUAAAGUUGUAAUGAUUAUAAUUUAUAUAAAUAUUAUUAAUAUUUUAUAUUACUCUCAAAGACUGAAUUUUUAACAGGGAGUCUUAUAUUAAAAAACAUUAAACAUAACAAUGAAGGACUUUCUUAAAUAUGAAAUACUACAUUUAGCCUUGACAUGUUCCCUUAUCUUAUUAAUACUAAGGUUGUUGAUUCAGUAUGCCUAUUAUUGAGUCUGUGUUACAAAAUGUUGCUCGUUUUGUUGACAUCCUAAGAUAUUCACACUGAUCACAGGAUAUUUCCUGUAAGUGUGACUUCAGAAUUAUUACCUGUCACAUCAUAGGUAACUAUGAUUUGCGGUAACCUAUUUGCGCUUCAAACCAGAUAUGAAUGAAAAGUAAAUAUAUUACAAAUAUUACCAGUUUGCAGUUUUUACAGCUUAAAUAACUGAAAUGCACUCGUCAGACACUUUUCUCUCUCUCUCUUUUUUUAAUUUUAUUAUUAUUAUUUUUUUUUAAGAGAGCCGUUUUCUGUGAAUGUGCUAGAGAUCCGGUUCAUAGGUAUAAGGUGGAUAGGAUUUUUACGUGCGGUUGCUUUGUCUGGUCCGAACGCGAGUUUGAGUCUGCUCCCCGUUCUCCCAGACUCCCACCCCUACAGGGGUCUACUUCCCCCCUCUCCCACCCAUGGGGUCUACUCCCCCCUCUUCCACCCCUACAGGGGUCUAUUUCUUUGCUUAGUAACGACGGAGCAGGAAAAUGCGGCAAACUGCGUAACAUUCCUCUCACAAUUUAUUUAAACUCGGGUUCGGAGUCGGACCAGGAAAUCGAACUAAGUGUAAAAGCACCCGUAACCAAAUGUGGCGCGCAUGCGCAAAAGACGCUCUGAUCAGGCAGUUCGCUCAUGUUCAAAGUGGGUGUUGAAUUAGGUGUCAUAAUUAAACGAUUCAAAUGUAGGCUAUUGCUAAACCUAAACACUUAAAAAAGAAAAGAAAAUAGAAAUACAGGCUAGAAGUCUGAGAUAGGCUAGUCUAAAUAGCUUUAGAUUUAAAAUCUACAUUGGAUAAAUUAGACAAUCAAUCAUAAAGAUGUAAAAUGAACGUGUUGAAAUAAGGGGUGCAUCUGCACCAGCAAUGCAGAGUGAAAUGGGUAGUCCAGUAGGGGUCAGUAUUACACCUAGUCAGUUGCGAUAAGGCCUACAUUCCCAAAAUACACAAUCCAGAUAUCCGCUCUCAAAAUGCAUUUUGCAAUGUCCAUAUCUUAUGCGCCUACUUUAGCAAUAAAAACAAAACAAAAUUCACAUCACACCAUCACCACAUUUCUUUGCAUCAAACUGAACAUGGAUUAAUACUCUCUUACAACAUUGAUGAGAUUGAAUAGAUGAGAUGGGACGUGGAGGGCCUGGUGUUUCAGAGCUGCAGGCAAGGGUUGUCGUUUAGCGCCUGCCACACGUAUUUAUACUGCAGACUGGUUCUCAGGACAAAGUGAGAAACACAUAGCCUGUCAAUGUCAAAAUAUCUCUCUGUGGGGAAAUGGUAAUAAAACAGUCGUGAUGAAACCCUAACAGGAGCUCGCAGCUUGCCUGCAUGGCCUCUGAUAGCUAUCUAGGAAUUCCAUCAAAAAUACAAUGAAUUGAAAACUCAGGCCAGCACAAACUAACAGAAAUCUGUUAGGGCUGAUGUCUAGAACACAAUAAAUGCAGCUGACUCGAUCGAAACAAAAUACAUGGGGAAAAAAUCAGCGAUGUUAAAGUGUUAAUUUUUUUUUUUAAUGUGGAUGUAUAAUGUGGAUAUAUAUUUGAAACCAAAUUUGAUGGUAAAAUGCAUACCAAUGUCAUCCAAAGGAAACCCCAAUAAAGAAAGAAAUGACUCGGACACAGAACAAAAUAAAUCACAGACCAGUGAUUCUCCAUUAGUUUAUAUAGCUGUUGCAACCUGGCAUUAAAAAGGUUCACAAUUCUCUCAAACACUUUGUCUAGCAACAGAAAAAAAGAGUUGUACUUACAUCUUCAAUACAAUUUGUCUGAUAUGUCUACAUUUUCACAGAUAUUUUGCUUGUUCUCAGAUGUUCACUAUCGAUGGUGCUGAAGGUACUGUACGUGAUUUGGGGAUCAUCCUGAAUCCUUGCAUCUGACAAUUACCUCUACUGUAAGUGUAAAAUUACAUGAAGGGAAGACCAGGGCUUGCUUCAUACCUUCUGGAAAUCUGACAGGCUUGAUGUUUAAGAUUUGAAAAUCACAAAAAGAUAGGAUAUUGUCAUUUUUUUGCUCUCUGUUCAGUCAAUAGAGGAAUGUUUAUCCAUCUUCUCCUGUAAUAAGAUGACCUGAGAUAAGAUAAAGAUAAUUAGCAAAUACAGAGUAGAAGAAAAAAGAAUAUCAAGAGGUGGAUCUAUACGCACAGCUCUCCUUUUAGAGCAUACGUUGUGUAGGAAUCAAAGCCAUUCUUUUCAGGGGCAUCCAUUUAACCAAGGUCAUGAAACAUUCAAAAAGCAUUAAUAAAAGGUAGUAAUGCAGGCCAAAAGGUGUUAAAAAACAUUGUUUUAGCACCUUUUCAAGUCAAUAUUAGAAGCUUCAUUACAUCAGCCCUCAAUGAACCCUGGUCUCGCCUGUUUUACACAACAACAUCAUGACAAUAGGAGGUCAACAUCUGGAUUAGAAAUUAAGGUGAACAUAAAAAAAAAACCCUAUGCUUUUUUUAACUAGCAUUUUUUCCUUUCAAUGUUUCUGCGUUGGGUGACAUCCACAUCUGCACAUUAAAAAGUAUAUAUAUAUUUUGUAUUUAUAUAAUAUAUAUCCAUCCGCUAUCGACAGAUCUGUCUACGAUGAGCUUAAGAACCACUGAUUUUCUGGAAGAAAAAAAGCAGAUUUCGCAAAUGUCUAUUUUACAACACAGCGUCAACUAAUUGUACAUCUUUGGAGGGGAAGUAGCUGUCAAAGACCGUGUCCCUCCUUUUCUUGUUACAGUGUGAAUGCUGUCGAAACACAUUGUUUAAAAAAAAAA
Molecule: messenger RNA, 6621 nt
Organism: Carassius auratus (goldfish)
Lineage: Eukaryota; Metazoa; Chordata; Actinopteri; Cypriniformes; Cyprinidae
Product: ankyrin repeat domain-containing protein 33B-like
Exons: 4
Coding region: 1990-3525 (511 amino acids)
Molecular function (GO): protein binding
Source: RefSeq, a predicted model, not a curated record